AUGGUGGACCAGUCGGAGCUCGCCUUCCGGAUGCUGUGCCGAAGGUAUGGCACUGAACUGGCCUACACGCCCAUGCUGCAGCUCGGAUGCAGCACUCGCGAAUGCGGCGGGCUCGGAGCGUUGAACCGGAGGUUUUCCAUGCAGCCGAAGUACCGCAAGGAGCAGUUCUCCACGUGCCCAGAGGAUCGACCUCUUUUUGCCCAGUUCUGCGGCGAUGAUCCCCAGACAGUGCUGAAGGCCGCGCAGCUGCUGCCGCCUGGCUCGGUGGACGCAGUGGACCUGAACUGCGGCUGCCCGCAGGGCAUUGCCCGGAAGGGGCAUUAUGGCGCCUAUCUGCUCUCUGAGCCUGACGUGAUCGAGGGCAUCGUGCGCACGCUGGACCAAGAGCUCAGCGUGCCGUCCACGGUGAAGAUUCGGCUGGUCAACGACCGGGAGCUCCAGGCGUCGUGGAAUUUGAGUCGGGGCGAAGUGUUUGAGCCGGUUUUAGAAGGCGGGCCGAGUGGUGAGUGGGGGGCGGGGGAGUAG
This is a messenger RNA of Effrenium voratum, 525 nucleotides long. The record is from the annotation of a GenBank genome assembly. NCBI's taxonomy places the organism in Eukaryota, Dinophyceae, Suessiales, Symbiodiniaceae.